AUGAAAAAAAAAACAGAGAAAGUGGGAGGUUUUGAAUUAACAUGGUGGAGAUCAAGAGGAGCAGAAGAGAUCAUCUCAAGUUCAGAACAAAUGUUAACGGAUGAUACAAGAUUAUCAACUGGGUCAGAUGCAGUAGAUAAGGUAUUUAACGGAGGUAUUCCGAGAAGGAUAUUAUUUGAGAUUACGGGAGAAGCAGGAACAGGCAAAACUCAGUGGUGUUUGACAUUAAUAACUUCAGUGUUGCUAAGGAACGUGGAUUUUACUAACUUUGGAAAAUUUAAAGAUGAUAUUGGGAUUGUUUGUGUAAUAUAUACAGAAAAUGGAGUCUUUUCUAAUGGUAGACUUUCUGAAAUUCUCAAAUCAAAAUUGGAGUUUGAGUAUUUGCGAGAAAAUUCAAAAGACGGAUUGGAAGACUAUGAAGAUAUUCAUUUGGAUACUUUGACUAAUAAAUUAAUGAAUUAUGUUAAAGUUUACAAAAUAAGUACUUUGGAAGAUUUACAUAUUUUUGUACAAAGGGUUAUACCAGGUAUUUGUUUAAAUCACAGAAUUGAUGCAAUCUUCAUUGACUCUAUAACAAAUAUAUACCGUUCAAAAGUCUCCUUUUCAGAGAAUAGUUCAGCUUCUACAAGCUUGAUACAAUUUUCAAAUGCAUUCAAAAGGAUUUCUGUUGACUAUAACUGUUGGCUUAUAGUAACUAACCAAACUACAACAGAGAUUAAUGAAUCACAUAUACUCUGGAAUUAUGGAAUGGGUGGAAUUGGUAGCAAACAAAAGCCAAGUUUAGGCCUUAUUUGGUCAAAUUCUGUUAAUUGGAGAAUAUUCUUAUCAAAAAAGAUAUCUUCUUGUUUAGGUAAAGAUAUGAAUACAACAUACAGAGAAUUAAGAGUUGAACUUUCUUCAGAAAUCCCAGAGAUUAAGUAA
Molecule: messenger RNA, 921 nt
Organism: Cryptosporidium ubiquitum
Lineage: Eukaryota; Apicomplexa; Conoidasida; Eucoccidiorida; Cryptosporidiidae
Exons: 2
Coding region: 1-921 (306 amino acids)
Biological process (GO): double-strand break repair via synthesis-dependent strand annealing; t-circle formation; telomere maintenance via recombination
Cellular component (GO): Rad51C-XRCC3 complex; replication fork
Molecular function (GO): ATP-dependent DNA damage sensor activity; four-way junction DNA binding; ATP binding
Source: RefSeq, a predicted model, not a curated record